AUGAAAGAUAUGGAUAUAUCACAUUGCUGGAGCAUUGCAGCGCCCUACUACUUCAAUCAUUUUGGAGAUGCAACUUCAAAGUCUCCUCUUGGUGUGUUCAAGAACUAUCACUUGAAAAUAGGAGAAUGCAUCAUCCAAACUGAUCUUACUGUCAUGGAGAUGGAAGAAGAGAAGGAUCUACCUCUGCUAUUGGGAACCCCAUUCCUUAGCACAGUUGGCGCUUCAAUAGACUUUCACAAGCAAGAAGUGAUUCUUCACAAGGUGAAUAGUUUGGUGUCUAUCGCUUGCAGCCUAGAGGUUGAGAAGGACAAAGAGUUGAAAGGAACAAGGAUUGAGAAGCCACGCCUUGAGAGGGCUAGAGUUGAGAGACCACGUUCUGAGAGACCACGAGCUGAUAGGCUUGUUCAAGCACCUUGUGUGCUUGAUGAAGGAAAGCCUCCAAGCUUUGUUUGA
Molecule: messenger RNA, 453 nt
Organism: Microthlaspi erraticum
Lineage: Eukaryota; Viridiplantae; Streptophyta; Magnoliopsida; Brassicales; Brassicaceae
Source: the annotation of a GenBank genome assembly